Fusarium keratoplasticum is the source of this 5811-nucleotide messenger RNA. Its product is annotated as 1,3-beta-glucan synthase. The transcript is spliced from 3 exons. Gene Ontology annotation, molecular function: 1,3-beta-D-glucan synthase activity. The record is from RefSeq and is a predicted model, not a curated record. Bases 1 to 5811 code for a protein of 1936 amino acids. Gene Ontology annotation, biological process: fungal-type cell wall polysaccharide biosynthetic process; (1->3)-beta-D-glucan biosynthetic process. Lineage: Eukaryota; Fungi; Ascomycota; Sordariomycetes; Hypocreales; Nectriaceae. Gene Ontology annotation, cellular component: 1,3-beta-D-glucan synthase complex; plasma membrane.
AUGUCGGGAUACCCAGGCGGUGGUCACCACGACCAGUAUGACGAUGGCUACGGCCGUCAGCCUCAGGGAGGGAAUCAGCAAGGUGGAAACACUGACUCCUACUACCAAGAUGAUCAGUAUUAUGACCAGGGUUACGACAACCACGGUCGCAAUGAGGGCUACUAUGAUGAAUCUGGCUACUACAACGCCGAUCCCAACAACCCUUACCACCAAGACGGAGGCUACUACGAUGGCCACGACCAGUACCAGGACGACUACUAUGGUAAUGGCAAUGGCAAUGGCCAAGGCCAAGGCCAGGGCGGAUAUUAUGACCAGGACUACGACCGGGGCUACAACGGCCAGGGUGGUCGCCAUGGCUCCGAGGAGGAUUCCGAGACCUUUAGUGACUUCACCAUGAGAUCCGACAUGGCCCGCGCUGCUGAGAUGGAUUACUAUGGUCGAGGCGAUGAGAAUUAUAACGGUUACAGCGAUGGCCAACGUGGCUACCGACCUCCUUCGUCGCAAAUCUCCUAUGGUGGCAACCGCUCUUCCGGCGCCUCUACUCCCAACUAUGGAAUGGAUUAUGGAAAUGUCCUUCCGGCUGGCCAACGCUCCCGAGAGCCCUAUCCCGCCUGGACCUCCGACGCUCAGAUCCCAUUGUCCAAGGAAGAAGUGGAGGACAUCUUUCUCGACUUGACCUCCAAAUUCGGUUUCCAGAGGGAUAGCAUGCGCAAUAUGUACGACCACUUCAUGAUUCUCCUCGACUCGCGAGCCUCCCGCAUGACCCCCAACCAGGCUCUUCUUUCGCUCCACGCCGAUUACAUUGGUGGUGACAAUGCCAACUACCGCAAGUGGUACUUUGCUGCUCACCUCGAUCUUGAUGAUGCUGUUGGCUUCGCCAACGCCAAGGGGCUCAAUCUGAAGCGCAAGGGCAAGAAGAAGAAGAAGGAACCCGCUGCCAACGAGGCCGAGACCCUGCAGGACCUGGAGGGCGACGACAGCCUCGAGGCUGCCGAGUAUCGCUGGAAGACUCGCAUGAACCGCAUGUCUCAGCACGACCGUGUUCGCCAGAUCGCCCUGUACCUGCUAUGCUGGGGUGAGGCCAACCAGGUUCGAUUCAUGCCUGAGUGUCUGUGCUUCAUUUUCAAGUGCGCCGACGAUUACCUCAACUCGCCUGCUUGCCAGGCUCUCGUUGAGCCGGUUGAGGAGUUCACCUAUCUUAACAACGUUAUCACUCCCCUGUACCAGUACCUCCGAGACCAGGGUUACGAGAUUCUUGAUGGCGUUUAUGUUCGUCGCGAGCGUGACCACAAGAAUAUUAUCGGUUAUGAUGACUGCAAUCAGCUCUUCUGGUAUCCUGAGGGUAUUGACCGCCUCGUCCUGCAGGAUAAGAGCAAGCUCAUCGAUGUGCCCCCCGCCGAGCGAUACAUGAAACUGAAGGACGUCAACUGGAAGAAGUGCUUCUUCAAGACGUACAAGGAGUCUCGCUCUUGGUUCCAUUUGAUCGUCAACUUCAACCGUAUCUGGAUCAUUCAUCUGACCAUGUUCUGGUUCUACACUUCCCACAACGCCCCGACUCUCCUCGUCAAGAACUAUGAGCAGCAAGUCAACCAGUCUCCACCCACAAGCAAGGCGUUCUCUAUCGUUGGUUUUGGUGGUGCAAUUGCCUCUCUCAUCCAGCUUAUCGCGACUAUUGCUGAAUGGGCCUACGUUCCUCGACGCUGGGCUGGUGCUCAGCACUUGAUGAAGCGAUUCUUCUUCAUCCUCCUGGUUUUUAUCCUGAACGUCGCUCCCGGUGUUGUUGUAUUUGGGUUCUCGAGCAAUCUCAAGGAGAGUAUCCUCAAAAUCAUUGGUAUUGUUCACUUCAUCAUCGCCAUCAUCACGUUCAUCUUCUUCUCCGUCAUGCCUCUUGGUGGAUUGUUCGGCAGCUACAUGAGCACGAAGACUCGUCGCUAUGUAGCUAGUCAGACUUUCACUGCCAGCUGGCCUGUGUUGAAGGGAAAUGACAUGGCCAUGUCUUACGGAUUGUGGGCUGUUGUCUUCGGUAUCAAGAUGGGUGUCUCGUACACUUAUCUGAUCCUGUCCUUCCGUGACCCUGUCCGAUACCUGGCCAUUAUGAACGUGGACAGCUGCCUGGGCGACAACCUGCUAUUGAAGGGAGAACUUUGCAAGUGGCAUCCCACCAUUGUCUUGGCUCUGAUGGCUUUCACCGACGUCAUCUUCUUCUUCCUCGAUACCUAUCUGUGGUAUGUGUUGCUCAACACGCUCAUGUCGGUUGCCCGAUCUUUCUACAUCGGUUCUUCUAUCUGGACUCCCUGGAGAAACAUCUUCUCUCGCCUGCCCAAGCGUAUUUACUCCAAGGUCCUCGCUACAACCGACAUGGAGAUCAAGUACAAGCCUAAGGUUCUCAUCUCGCAGAUCUGGAACGCUAUUGUCAUCUCCAUGUACCGCGAGCAUCUCUUGGCCAUUGACCACGUUCAGAAGCUGCUCUACCACCAGGUUCCUUCGGAGCAGGAGGGCAAGCGAACUCUCCGUGCUCCCACCUUCUUCGUGUCGCAGGAAGAUCACUCCUUCAAGACCGAGUUCUUCCCCAGCUACAGCGAAGCUGAACGCCGAAUUUCCUUCUUCGCCCAGUCUCUGUCCACCCCCAUGCCGGAGCCCGUUCCAGUUGACAACAUGCCGACCUUCACUGUCAUGAUUCCCCACUACAGCGAGAAGAUUCUCCUGUCGCUCCGUGAGAUUAUUCGUGAGGACGAGCCCUACUCUCGUGUCACCCUCCUUGAGUACCUCAAGCAGCUUCACCCUCACGAGUGGGAUUGCUUCGUCAAGGAUACCAAGAUUCUUGCCGACGAGACCUCGCAGUACAACGGCGACGAGAACGACAAGGGCGAGAAGGACACGGCCAAGAGCAAGAUUGACGACCUUCCCUUUUACUGCAUCGGUUUCAAGUCUUCGGCUCCCGAGUACACUCUCCGCACCCGUAUCUGGGCCUCUCUCCGCUUCCAGACUCUGUACCGUACUAUCUCUGGUUUCAUGAACUACAGCCGUGCCAUCAAGCUUCUCUACCGCGUUGAGAACCCCGAGGUUGUUCAGAUGUUUGGAGGCAACACGGAUAAGCUCGAGCGUGAGCUCGAGCGCAUGGCCCGUCGCAAGUUCAAGAUUGUUGUCUCGAUGCAGCGCUACUCAAAGUUUAAGAAGGAGGAAAUGGAGAACGCCGAAUUCCUUCUCCGCGCUUAUCCUGACCUUCAGAUUGCUUACCUGGACGAGGAGGCCCCUACCGCCGAAGGCGAGGAGCCCAAGCUCUACUCCGUCCUGGUCGAUGGUCACUCUGAGAUCAUGGAGAACGGCAUGCGUCGACCCAAGUUCCGUGUUCAGCUCUCUGGUAACCCCAUUCUCGGUGACGGAAAGUCCGACAACCAGAACCACUCCAUCAUCUUCUACCGUGGAGAGUACAUCCAGCUCAUCGACGCCAACCAGGACAACUAUCUCGAGGAGUGUCUCAAGAUUCGCAGCGUUCUUGCCGAGUUCGAGGAGAUGAAGACCGACAAUGUUUCUCCCUACACCCCUGGUGUCAAGAAUGAAGUCCGAUCUCCCGUUGCUAUCCUUGGUGCUCGCGAGUACAUUUUCUCAGAGAAUAUUGGUAUUCUUGGUGACAUUGCCGCCGGAAAGGAACAGACAUUCGGUACCCUCUUUGCUCGAACUAUGGCUCAGAUUGGUGGCAAGCUGCAUUACGGACAUCCCGAUUUCCUCAACGGUGUCUUCAUGACGACGCGUGGUGGUGUGUCCAAGGCUCAGAAGGGUCUGCAUCUGAACGAGGAUAUUUACGCCGGUAUGACUGCCCUUCUCCGCGGAGGACGUAUCAAGCAAUGCGAGUACUUCCAGUGUGGUAAGGGUCGUGAUUUGGGUUUCGGUUCCGUCCUCAACUUCACAACCAAGAUCGGCACGGGUAUGGGCGAGCAAUUCUUGUCUCGCGAGUACUAUUACCUCGGCACUCAGCUUCCUCUGGAUCGUUUCCUCUCCUUCUACUACGCCCAUCCCGGUUUCCAUCUGAACAACAUGUUCAUUAUGUUCUCGGUUCAGAUGUUCAUGAUUACUCUUGUCAACCUGGGAGCCCUCCGUCACGAGACCAUUGCUUGCAAGUACAACCGAGACGUGCCUAUCACCGACCCUCUCUUCCCCACUGGUUGUGCCAACACUGAUGCGCUCACGGACUGGAUCUACCGCUGUGUUGUCUCGAUUCUUUUCGUCCUGAUUCUCUCCUUCAUCCCGCUUAUCGUCCAGGAGUGCAUGGAACGUGGUGCUUGGCGCGCUGCUCUCCGCCUCACCAAGCAGUUCUCGUCGCUCUCUCUCAUGUUCGAAGUUUUCGUCUGUCAGAUCUACGCGAACUCUGUGCAGCAGAACGUUUCGUUUGGUGGUGCGCGAUACAUUGGUACCGGUCGUGGUUUCGCCACAGCUCGAAUUCCCUUUGGUGUCCUCUACUCUCGAUUCGCAGGCCCCGCCAUCUACUUUGGAGCUCGACUUCUCAUGAUGCUUCUCUUUGCGACGCUCACAGUUUGGAAGGGCGUUCUCAUCUACUUCUGGCUCACUCUGCUGGCCCUGACCAUCUCCCCUUUCCUGUACAACCCCCAUCAGUUUGCCUGGAACGAUUUCUUCAUCGACUACCGAGACUACCUCCGCUGGCUUUCACGUGGUAACUCGCGAAGUCAUGCUUCGUCUUGGAUCUCGUACUGCCGACUCUCGCGAACUCGCAUUACGGGUUACAAGCGCAAGACUCUGGGCGACCCCUCAGCCAAGAUGUCAGCUGACGUCCCCCGAGCUCCGCUUGCUAACAUCUUCUUCAGCGAGAUCUUUUCGCCCCUGAUGCUGGCUGUUGUGACGAUUCUUCCCUAUCUGUUCAUCAACGCCCAGACUGGUGUUGUGGCGAGGAUCCAGCCCGAUGAUGUCAAGACCAAGAUCCAGCCGACUGACUCGCUCAUUCGACUGCUCAUCAUCUCAUUCGCCCCCAUUGGUGUUAACGCAGGUGUCCUUGCCGCUAUGUUCGGUAUGGCCUGCUGUAUGGGACCAGUGCUUAGUAUGUGCUGCAAGAAGUUUGGCAGUGUCCUUGCCGGUAUUGCGCAUGCCACCUCCGUCAUCUUCCUCCUCAUCUCCUUCCUGGGCAUGUUUGUUCUUGAGGGCUUCAACUUUUCGCGAACCAUGGCUGGAAUGAUCGCCGCGACCGCGAUUCAGCGAUUCUUUGUCAAGCUUAUCGUGUCCUUGGCUCUGACUCGUGAGUUCAAGUCGGACACGUCCAACAUCGCCUUCUGGACCGGAAAGUGGUACUCGAUGGGAUGGCACAGCAUAUCUCAGCCUGCCCGAGAAUUCCUUUGCAAGAUUACCGAGUUGUCCAUGUUCUCAGCCGACUUUAUUCUGGGCCACUGGCUCCUCUUCUUCAUGGCCCCUGUCAUCUUGAUCCCCAAGGUCGACAUGCUGCACUCUAUGAUGCUGUUCUGGCUUCGUCCUAGUCGUCAAAUUCGACCUCCUAUCUACUCGAUGAAGCAGUCCAAGCUUCGCCGCAGACGCGUGAUCCGCUAUGCCAUCCUCUACUUCACCCUGCUGAUCGUGUUCAUCGCGCUCAUUGUCGGACCCGUGGUUGCCGGCAAGUACGUGGGAGAUGCCAUCUCGUCAUCACUGGGCGGCCUUGGCUUCAACCUGGUGCAGCCCACGGAUCUCGAGAACAACGACACCAACAGUACGUCGCAGACUGGUACUGGAAUGCCAGGCUACACUGGAGCUGGCAAGUCCAAGACAACUGGUGCCGACGCCUCGGUCACGGCCAAGAUCAAGCUGUUUUAA